CAAUGCCCUUCAGCCACCCCCAGGGGGAGAGAUGCAGAGAGACACUCCCCUGGUGUCACCGUCUGCAGCCCCAAAUGCUGUGGUGGCUGUAGACCAAGAUGCCAGCACAUCAGGGGACCCAAGCAAGAGUGAGACUGGGUCCCCCACCAGCCCCCAAACCCUGCGGAAGCCCAGCAUGUCAGCGGUGAUUCUGAAGGCUGUGGCUGACAAGGGAGUUCACAGCCGUGUGUCCCUUGCUGCCUUGAAGAAAGCUCUGACCACCACAGGCUACAAUAUGACCCACAACAGCUGGCGCUUCAAGCGUGCACUCCAGAAUCUACUGAAGAAAGGCAUGCUCAAGCAGGUGACUGGCAGGGGUGCCUCGGGUUCUUUCCGCCUAGGCAAAAAGCAGGCCUUCAAGCCCAAGCGCAAGGCCAAGAGACGCCAGCGUAAAGUGCGGAGGCAAAAGCCUGGGCAGCGCCGCCGCCGGUCUGGACCACGCCAGUCAUCACCAGGCUCCAGAAAAAGCCGUAACCGGCUUUUGAAAGGAGCUCGUAGGGUGGCCAAAGGCCGCCAUUAA
Messenger RNA from Phodopus roborovskii (desert hamster), 559 nucleotides. RefSeq names its product spermatid-specific linker histone H1-like protein. The record is from RefSeq and is a predicted model, not a curated record. NCBI's taxonomy places the organism in Eukaryota, Metazoa, Chordata, Mammalia, Rodentia, Cricetidae. Gene Ontology annotation, biological process: nucleosome assembly. The coding region runs from base 32 to 559 and encodes 175 amino acids. The transcript has a single exon. Gene Ontology annotation, molecular function: structural constituent of chromatin; DNA binding. Gene Ontology annotation, cellular component: nucleosome.